This is a messenger RNA of Drosophila hydei, 1655 nucleotides long. RefSeq names its product nucleotide exchange factor SIL1 (gene Sil1). Bases 118 to 1386 code for a protein of 422 amino acids. NCBI's taxonomy places the organism in Eukaryota, Metazoa, Arthropoda, Insecta, Diptera, Drosophilidae. The transcript has 2 exons. The record is from RefSeq and is a predicted model, not a curated record.
AGCAGCUCACUACACAUUACUGACGACAUGUCAACGUAUUGCAAAAAGCGGAAUAACCGCAUAAUAAAGUCAGGAUUAUAAACCAGAAUAAACGGUAUACACAUAUUAACAGAAAUUAUGAUGCAUAUGUCCACUGUAUGCGCAUGCUUGGCUGCCGUCUUGGUGCUCAACUGUCUGCAUGUGUCAGCAUCACAACGUGUAAACAAAACCGCCGAAUUUGUUGCCACUGAUGAAUGGCAAGUCAUAGCCGAAGGUCAGGCUAUACCAAAAGGGCUACAUGUUCGUAUAAAUCUGCAGACAGGUCUUAAAGAAGCAAAGCUACUGGACCCAAGCGAACGUGAUACUGCAAUGCAGUCGCAAUCCAGCGACAGCGAUCCAGGGUCUGGAUCGAUAAGUGACCCUUUAUCGAUAGAAUAUAAGGCAGACAUGAUUGAGGAAUCGGUACGAAAGGUGAAAGAACAUCGCGGCUAUGCAGAACUGAGGAAAGCCUAUAAAGAUUUUCAAAAGAACUUUCGCACUGAUGCCGAAGUAAUCGUGCAACUGAUAGAACAAUAUCGAAACUUUAGCAAAACGCCGCUUGACUUAGAGAUAAAGCCGAAAAUGAACGCAUUGGAGAAUCUUGGAUAUCUGGUGCAUCAGAUUGACAAUGCACUGGUUUUUAUUGAUAGUGGCGGACUGGAUGAUAUUAUCCUCCCAAUAGUGGUGAAUGACACCAACACGGCUCUCAAAGUUUCUGCAAUGCGAGUAUUGGGUGCUCUAACGGGGAACAAUCCCAAGGCACAAAUCAAAGUUUUUGAGCGUAAUUUCGGCUCUCAUCUGGCACAAAUCAUGAUGAGUUCGACCAACAGUGCUGAAAUCUCCUCCGCGCUGCAUGCACUUGGUGCACUAUUGCGCAAGUUCCCUUUGGCUCAGCAGCGUGUUCUCUCCACGUCGGGAACACAGGCUUUGAUUGGUCUGCUGCGUAGCACUGAAAUUGAGCUGCGAAAUAAGGCCAAGGUAGUUACCUUAAUUAGCGACUUAGUGCUAGAAAAACGACAUGUGAUUGAUGAAAGCAAGGAAGAAGCUUUAGCACAAUAUGUACUACUCGAACUUGAGUCGUGGCUGCAAUCGCACGGUUAUUGUGGUGCCUUAGAGGCUGUUCUCAGCAAGGAUUAUGUGAGCUUGCUGGAUCAACCAGAGGUGGUCGAGCAAUUUGCAGUUGCGCUACAGACCACUGAGAGUCUAUGCCAACCCCUAUGGUCCCAAAGCCCGGCUCUGCGACAUGCACUGCUAACAGUGCGCAACAGAUUCGCACACAGCGAAGACGAAUAUCGAUCGGAAGUGUCACAGGCUCUGGCGGAACUCUGUGAGCGUUUCUAUGAGAAGCACAGCCAUUCGGAGCUAUAGAGGACCAGUUGAGAUUUAACUAAAUUCUUUAUUUUGUAGAUGUUUUUAAAGUAUUCAACUGACUGUUACGCAUAAGUUGAAAUGAGUUCCAAUUUAGGCCAAAAAUUUUAUGUGAUCUAUUAACUAAAAAUACUAAGCAGCAAUUAAGCACAAUUCAGUCAUGCAAGUGAAAAAUAACCAACUCUGAAAUCCUUUGACAUUACAAUUCCUGCAGCACCUAUUUAAAACUCAAUAAAGCAAGCACAAUCGACCAGCAGGCCAUAAAGUAA